Molecule: messenger RNA, 825 nt
Organism: Wickerhamiella sorbophila
Lineage: Eukaryota; Fungi; Ascomycota; Dipodascomycetes; Dipodascales; Trichomonascaceae
Product: Metal-binding activator 1
Exons: 1
Coding region: 1-825 (274 amino acids)
Biological process (GO): positive regulation of transcription by RNA polymerase II; intracellular iron ion homeostasis; intracellular copper ion homeostasis
Cellular component (GO): nucleus
Molecular function (GO): copper ion binding; RNA polymerase II cis-regulatory region sequence-specific DNA binding; DNA-binding transcription factor activity, RNA polymerase II-specific
Source: RefSeq, a predicted model, not a curated record
AUGAUAACCUACCAAGGGCUGAAAUACGCCUGUAUACAUUGUAUCAGAGGUCAUAGGGCGUCGACGUGUGAACACCGUGACCGACCACUACUGCAGGUGCGCCGCCGUGGGAGACCUAUAGGAGAUGGGAUGACUAGAUUAGCUAUUUUGUCGAAAAGUCCAUGUGAGUGCAUCGCAAAUGGCCGUAGAUGUCUGUGUGAUGACGCCCAUCAAACCUGUGUGGUCAGCACUAUUGACUCGAGCUCUGUUUCCUCUGGCAAGGUGUCAAAAAUGACCCUAAGGCUUCGAACCUCGGGUAAGCCUAUAAUAUCAGACGAAGCACAAACAGAUGAAGAGCCAAUUCGUGCAGGAAAGUAUGUGUUUGUUUCUGUCGGCGGUGGGUUAUACCGAAAGCAGCUUGCUUCGGAAUUCGACGCAGUAGAGAGAGGCACGAAUGCAGCCAUGGACCCAUCAUCAUCGUGCGCAGUCAAGUCAUGUUGCAAGCCUCAACCUGAGGCUUCAAGCUCUUGCUGUUCUAAAAGAGCUCCACAAGAACCCCAUUCACAAGUCGAGACUCAACAGGGCCCUGAAGCUUUCCAGGAGUAUGCUCCGCACGAAUCCCAAUCUGCACCAUUUUUAAUUGCGCCAAUGUCUUAUAACGGGCACGGCGUCGAUGAUUUAGGUUUGACCCAAGACGAGACAGAUGAAUUGUGGGGUGCCCAAAGAGAGCUUGAUUUUGCUGCAAUGUGCGUGAUGCCAGGUCAAUGUCAGUGCGACGCAAACUGUGCAUGCGAAAACUGCUACACACAUUCACGGGGCCGUUUCCACGGGAAUGCUCUUUUGUAG